ACAAUCCCGUCCCACCACCCGAACAGCAGUUUGGCGAUUGGUAGAAUAUUUUUGCCUGUCGACUUCGUGACACAGAAGUGAACGGGCGCCAGUUUCGUCUAGUGUGGUGAUCGUAUCUGCGAAAAUGAAACGACAGUGAAAUAAGACGCUGAAAAAGUUCGCGGAUACUUUUGGAAGCUCACGAAAAACCGCCUAUUCUAGUCGCGACCGGUUCGCGGGCACCCGAUGACAAUAAUUUCCUACGACCGCACAUCUCUGCUGAUAACGCGAGCUAUCUGAGCUCUGUUUUGUGAGAGGCCUUAAUCAAUGCUGAACAGACUGCCAACAACAACAACUAGUAGAGCACUCUUCGGUCAACCUCCGUUGUAUUUCACGUUGACCGCGCGCAUCGAAGACGAUUUAACAAAAUGCAUAUGCACAUGUCCUUCUGGUGGGGUUCUGACGUGGGCGAUGUAUUCUUCAAGGGACUAACGGUAAAUUCGACUGGCGCCAUGGUGGCCCUCUGUCUAGUGCUGGUCGCACUAUCGAUUCUGUACGAGGGGAUGAAGGUCCACGGUGCGAAGGUACGCGCUCGAGCGGCACGCGAACGCAAACGCUCCAGUUCCUGUCCGCCAAGCGAAAACGCUACCCUGCUUUCGCUGGAAAUUAACCCAGGGAUAGCCCGAACAUUAACCCGUCGCCUGUGUGUCUUCUUUGCUGAGGCCACAGUCUUUCUUAUGCACAAUAUGCUAGGAUAUGCGCUCAUGCUGAUGGUAAUGUUCUACAAUGGCUAUCUGUUUGUAGCUGUGGUCGGAGGUAUGGCCCUCGGAUAUUUCCUGUUUGGCCAUAAGUCCAUGAAGGUCAACAUGGAAAACGUCCAGGCGAGACAAACGAACGUCAUCUGUACGGCACGCUGCCUGCAGACAGAUCCCACAGCACCCGCAGCCGCCACCCUAGAGCACCAACCACCGGACAGACUGAAUUCCGACGGCACGGCACCAUCGACAUCCGCCAGUGGGUGUCACUGAGCAAGGAUAGAGCAAAAAGCAUCCUUCCACGCGAUGUUACGUAAUCUCAGCGGUAGGGGCUGUUCGACGAAGACGCUCGAGUAGUUAGGCUCGAUAGAAAGGCAUAGUGAAAAGAGAUAUUCAAUAGGAUUAUACUGUGAUCUGUAUACUAAGAGGUAGAACACAUGAACAAGCAAAACAAAAACAUGAUAAUGAAUGCAGUAGUCACCCUCAAAAGCCAAUCUUUUGUACCUUAUAAUUAUGCAAUUAGCAUGUAAAACUUGAAGAAGCAAAAAAAAAACAAACGUGAGGCCAAUCAUUAGUCAGUUUAAGUAUACUUUCCGUUACUUCCAUUUUUGGUGCAGAAUACCGGCAUAAGAUUCAUAUACUGUUUGUUUGUGUAUAAUAGAUAAUAGUUGUAAAGUUUUAUUUCAACACGAUAACGAGUAGAUAUUCAUCUUGAUCUUGAUAUUGUUUAUCGCUCAAUAUUAAGUCUAAUAAACGAGGGGUUUCUAAUAUACACACACAUUGUAAUGAUGCAACUUUGAUCAGGAAGUUCCAAUAAUUCCUAGUAGGGUGUGAGGCUCUAGAUUGAGCGCUGUCGCAUGAUGUGCUAAAUAAAAAAAAUUAUAGUUAUACAAUCUGAGCAUUCAGAAGUUUGCAGUGUACUCACUCAUUCUAUAUUUGUUCCACCAUCACCAUUAUCUACCCUUGACAACGUAUAUAAUAAACAAUGC
Molecule: messenger RNA, 1723 nt
Organism: Toxorhynchites rutilus septentrionalis
Lineage: Eukaryota; Metazoa; Arthropoda; Insecta; Diptera; Culicidae
Exons: 4
Coding region: 408-1007 (199 amino acids)
Biological process (GO): intracellular copper ion homeostasis; copper ion transmembrane transport
Cellular component (GO): plasma membrane
Molecular function (GO): copper ion transmembrane transporter activity
Source: RefSeq, a predicted model, not a curated record